AUGAAUUUUUAAAUAAUUCAAACAAUCACAUUUUACUUUUUCAUCUGGGUCCUCAAACCCAUUGCGAAUGUAGGAUUAUCAUUGACUUACUAUUCAGCCUACAUAGCAAUCUAUUUAACAGACUAUGUACUUUCAUUAUUUGUCAGAGAAUGCGAAUCAAGAAAUCCGACUAUUUUCCAUAAUCUUAGGAAAGUUCUUAACAAACUUAAACCCUAUUCCGGAGUAUAUACCUAAGCAACCGACAUCAUACUAGCCUAAGGGUAUAACUUUGAAAGCCAUAAAGUAAUUACGGAAGAUGGCUACAUCCUCACAAUGUGGAGAAUCUAUAAGGAUGGAACACAUCCGCAUCCACAUCCCAUCAUCUUGCAACAUGGACUAUUGGAUAGUUCCUGGUCUUGGUUCAUUAACAAUGACAAAAAGCUCACCUUGCCAUACAUCCUGGCUGAAUAAGGCUAUGACGUAUGGCUUGCAAAUAACCGGGGUAACAAAUAUAGUAUCGGGCAUACUAAAUUCUAAAGUGUAAAUUACAAUCAACAAUAUUGGGAUUGCUCCUUUGACGACUUAGCCAAAUACGACUUCAAGGCCAUAGUAUUAUACGUGAAGAAUAUUACUCAAAGAGCAAAGGUGAUCUAUCUGGGCCACUCUCAAGGUACUACCCAAGCCUUUGCUUAUCUCUCAAACAACAUUGAAUUUCAAAACCACCUUAAAUGUUUCAUCGGACUCGGUCCAGCCAUGUUCAUUUCCAAUUUGAGGUCGACUUUCUUAUAAUGGGCUAUUAAGUUGUACAUAUUUGAAAUCAUCUAUUACUUGGGAAUCCCCUAUUUCUUCGUUUUUGAUGAUGGUUUUAACAUAAAAAUAGGAGCACUUUGUUAUAUGAUUCCCUUGAUAUUCAGAAACUUCUUCUUUGAGAUCACCAAUUAAUUAUGCGGUUUUCCUUAAAAGAAUAAGAUCGAUUUGACUCGUUUCGGUAAUAUGGUUGCUCAUGAGCCUGGAGGUUGCGCAACUAAAAAUAUCGUAUAAUGGAUGUAAUUCUUCAGAUCUAAGCAAUUGCAAUACUUCGAUUACGGGGCUACUUAGAAUUAGGCCUUGUAUGGAUAAAGAGACCCUCCUCCAUAUCCAGUGGAUAAUUUGAAGAACUUUACUAUUCCCAAAUACUUUUAUUUGGGAACCAAGGAUGUCAUCACAGAUACAGAUGAUUUGGGUAAGAUGUUAAAUAAGUUGGAUUAAACCCAUAUGAAAGUAGAGUUCAUAGAUGAUUAUGCUCAUUUGGAUUAUGUAUGGGCAGUUGAUGCUCAUGUUAAAUUGUAUCCUUCGAUAUUAAGAAAUAUCAAGGAAAAUUAAAAUUGA
Paramecium tetraurelia is the source of this 1347-nucleotide messenger RNA. RefSeq lists its product as uncharacterized. The record is from RefSeq and is a predicted model, not a curated record. Gene Ontology annotation, biological process: lipid metabolic process. The transcript has 4 exons. Gene Ontology annotation, molecular function: hydrolase activity, acting on ester bonds. NCBI's taxonomy places the organism in Eukaryota, Ciliophora, Oligohymenophorea, Peniculida, Parameciidae.